AUGAGUACACCGCAAGCCUUUGUCCAGGAUCCCCGAUUUGACAGGGUCUUUGUGCUACCAGCAGAUUUGCCCAAUGGCCGCGCAAACCCGUUCACUGUCCAGUAUAGCGACUACGGAUACCGAAACGAGGAGGCCCCUGAAAACGAGAACGUCUUCCUCUUUUUUGGCUCAUUGUUAGGAUCGCGACUAGUUCAUGUUGCCAAGGACGAGCUUGCCAAGCAGCACAGAAUCCGAAUCAUCAAUCCAGACAGACCCGGAGUGGGCGGUACUGAUAUCGUGAAGCCGGAGUGCUUAAUGAGUCUAUGGCGAGAGACUAUUCUAGCACUACUCAGACAUCUGGAUAUUAAAUACGUAUCCAUCGGAUGCCAUAGCGGAGGCACUAUAUCCGCGCUUGACAUGCUGGUUCAUCACCCAGAAAUACUCCCCCCUGAAAACCCCGGCUACAUUGCCAUCGGAUCACCGUGGAUCUUGCCUUCACAUACCGGAUCAACAAUGAUGUCCAUUGUUGAAUGUUUUCCAUCCAGUGUUAUUGGCCAGGUUGAUAAGAUCGCAAGGCUCAUUAACAACCAUGUCGGUCCCAUGGUUGGCCUCAGCGUUGGGGUGAGCUACGCCAUGGUGAACAAGCUAAUGCCGUCGCCAGCUCUUGAAAGUGCUGGGAAUUCGCAUACCCAGAGCAGCCGCACAUUCGAAGAGAGAGUAUGGCCAGAAAUUAUCCAGCGGAUUUACGAUUCAAACAUAAAAGGAAUGUCAACCGAUGCUAUCAUGUUCUUGCAAAAGGGCUGUUUUAGCCAAGCGGGAUGGGGCGACUGGGGCGACUACGACAAACUUGUUCCACGGUUGAGCCAAAUUCUCCGCAGUACCGGCCGAAACCUCAGAAUUGAUGUGUUCCACGCCGAGAGCGAUUCUCUUGUUGGUAAUGCUGGUUCAAGGGGAUCUCUGUGGUUUGAUCAAUGUUGGCAAGCAGGAAAUGAGGAUGUCAUUAACUACAGUAGCGCGAAGGUUAUCGGAGCAGACCACGAUGGAGUAUGGAGCUUGAAGUGGAGUGCAGUGCACACGGUGUUUGAAAGGAUCAAUGGGAAGGUCGAAGAUAGGUGA
Messenger RNA from Pestalotiopsis fici W106-1, 1095 nucleotides. RefSeq lists its product as uncharacterized. The coding region runs from base 1 to 1095 and encodes 364 amino acids. The record is from RefSeq and is a predicted model, not a curated record. The transcript has 3 exons. NCBI's taxonomy places the organism in Eukaryota, Fungi, Ascomycota, Sordariomycetes, Amphisphaeriales, Sporocadaceae.